AUGCAGCUCCUCGCUUGUCUUUUCUUUACCUUCUGCUUCCUUGCCACGCAGUCCUCUGCUGUCACCGUUCAACGUGUCCAGCUGGAUAUUUCCAAUGUUCAGCUCUCUCCCGACGGUCACAGGCCGCGGAGACAGGCUGUCGUCGCCAACGGAACACACCCUGGACCUCUCAUAUCAGGCAACAAAGGCGACAACUUCCAAAUCAAUGUCAGGGACAUAUUAGGGGAUUAUGAGGGUCUCGAUAAUCAAACCUCCAUCCACUGGCACGGAAUCAGGCAGUACAGAACUAAUCCAUAUGAUGGCGUCGCGUUCGUGACCCAGUGUCCGAUUGUCCCAGGCAACUCAUUUCUUUAUAACUUCACGGUGGGUGACCAGGCUGGUACCUUUUGGUAUCACUCGCACUUCUCGAACCAGUACUGUGAUGGCCUCAGGGGCCCGAUGGUGAUAUACGAUCCCGAAGAUCCUUAUGCUGACCUCUACGAUGUCGAUGAUGAAAAUACCAUAAUUACUCUUGCCGACUGGUAUCACUAUCUGUCCAAGGACGCGCCCAACAUUCCCAAACCGAGUACUACUUUGAUCAACGGAGUUGGUCGCCAGCUAGAAGAUAGUUCUUUGAAUCUUGCAGUUCGUUUGUCCGGACAAUAUAGGUACCGGUUCCGCCUAGUGUCGAUUUCGUGUGACGCUGCCUUCAACUUCACCAUCGACGGACAUCAGUUCACCAUCAUUGAAGCGGAUGGGAACAACGUCGAGCCCGUGCUAGUUGACUCGAUCCCGAUUUACGCAGCUCAGCGGUACUCUUUCGUCCUCAAUGCGAGCCAGAACGUAGACAACUACUGGAUCAAGGCUGAUCCUGAUAUUGGUGUCACCAAUGGGACGUUUGCAAACGGUGUUAACUCCGCCAUUCUUCGUUAUUCUGGGGCCCCAAUCCAGGACCCAGUAACUGAAGGCGCCAUAUCUCUCAGGCAACUAAAUGAGACGAACUUGCAUCCCAUAGACAAUCCUCAAGCACCCGGAGGCCCGGGGCUGGGCAAUGUUGAUCGCCAGUACGACCUAAGUGUUCUCUUCAAUGGAAACGUCAACACCGGCGUUCCCGCCAAUUUCACUGUCAACGGCACCUCGUGGGUAGCCCCCACCGUACCGGUCCUUCUUCAGAUCCUCAAUGGCACCAAACGCGCACAGGACCUCUUGCCCCACGGAAGUAUCUACCCAGUCAACGCCAACGAGACCAUAGAGAUUAUAUUGCCUGGCGUGGGAGGAGCUGGGACAAACCACCCCGUUCAUCUUCAUGGUCAUUCUUUCUCUGUCGUCAAGAGUGCUAAUCAUUCGGAGUACAACUACGAUAAUCCUGUUAGACGUGAUGUUGUGAAUAUUGGAUCAAACGCCUCCGACAUCACGGUCAUUCGCUUCCAGGCCGAUAACACUGGGCCUUGGUUCAUCCAUUGCCACAUCGACUGGCAUCUCACAGCUGGCUUUGCAGCCGUGAUGGCCGAGGACGUUCCCGAUGUACCAGCCGAUGACCCCACUUCAGAUGCAUGGCAGAAUCUCUGCCCUAUAUGGAACAAUACGUUCGGCAAUGCCGGUGCUCCAGCGCUCAAGUCCAUCGCACCCUUCACGGAGCUCGCUGGGACUCCCACCGUCACUCUUUUACCGAGUUCUGUAUCUGUGUAUUCUGGCACACCUUUCUUCACUGUCACCGCGACAUCCUCUGCCACUGUUAUUCCUAUUACCUCUGCUUCUUACUCUUCUUAA
Molecule: messenger RNA, 1749 nt
Organism: Stereum hirsutum FP-91666 SS1
Lineage: Eukaryota; Fungi; Basidiomycota; Agaricomycetes; Russulales; Stereaceae
Gene: Shllc3
Product: laccase protein
Exons: 19
Coding region: 1-1749 (582 amino acids)
Molecular function (GO): oxidoreductase activity; copper ion binding
Source: RefSeq, a predicted model, not a curated record